ACAAUCAAAGAACAAUAAAGACAGAAAGAAAGAUCCGAGAGAGAGAAGAGAGCACAGCAAGUUCUUUACACUUUAGGUUUUAAAUCAUGCCGAAGAACAAAGGAAAAGGAGGAAAAAACAUUAAGAGAGGAAAGAAAGAAGCAGAAGACGACAAACGAGAGAUCAUAUUCAAAGAAGACGGUCAAGAAUACGCUCUUGUUCUCCGUAUGUGCGGGAACGGACGGUGCGAAGCCAAGUGCAUAGACGGUAUCAAAAGGAUGUGUCACAUCAGAGGUAAGAUGCACAAGAAGGUUUGGAUUAGCGCUGGCGACAUUAUUCUUGUCGGACUGAGGAUGGAUAUGACCAACGACACCAAGGCUGACAUCAUCCACAAGUAUACGCCUGACGAAGCUCGUUUUCUCAAGAGUUGUGAUGAGCUUCCUCGUGACCUUCGUCUCAGCGAGGGGGUUGCUGGUGUGUUUGAUGAAGAAGAUGACGUUGAUUGUGGUCAGGACUAUUUUGAGUUUGGUGAUGAUGAGAUUGAUAGGCUCUAAACUAAGCGUCGCAUGUAAUUUUUUUAUUAUUUACUUCCUAGUCUCUCAAAGUUGAUUGAUUUCUUCUCUCAGAUUUUUGUCAGUUUAUAAAAUAUUUUCAUUCUUUGUUUGAAUAGUUUCGAAUUGUGUUAUUCAGAGCUAUUGGUUGAAUGUUUAAUAAAAUAAGACAAUUAAAGGUUUUCGUUUAAA
Molecule: messenger RNA, 722 nt
Organism: Raphanus sativus (radish)
Lineage: Eukaryota; Viridiplantae; Streptophyta; Magnoliopsida; Brassicales; Brassicaceae
Product: eukaryotic translation initiation factor 1A
Exons: 1
Coding region: 87-533 (148 amino acids)
Biological process (GO): translational initiation
Cellular component (GO): cytoplasm
Molecular function (GO): translation initiation factor activity; RNA binding
Source: RefSeq, a predicted model, not a curated record